GGGGGGGGCCGCUGGGUGUGGGGCGGCUCCGGGGCCGGGGAUGGCGGCGGCCGCGGCGGCGGCGGCUCCGGGACGAGCGGGAGGAGUCCAGGGAGCUCCGUGAAAUGGGCCGGCUCCCAAGCCAGACGGGAGGACACUUACUAAAACUGCUCAGAAGUACCGCCAGAAGCUCAGCAGAUGUGGGCACCCCAGCCAGCAGCAGAGAAGGGUGCAGGGAAGCCACAGAGAAGUCCCUUCUGAUGCCCCAAGGAGCAAGCAAACCCCAUCCAGGCUCCGGGAACACCACAAAGCAAUAUGAAACCUGUUCAUGAAAGGAGUCAGGAAUGCCUUCCACCAAAGAAACGAGACCUCCCUGUGACCAGCGAGGAUAUGGGGAGAGCUACCAGCUGCUCCACAAACCACACGCCCUCCAGUGAUGCCUCUGAAUGGUCCCGAGGGGUCGUGGUGACUGGGCAGAGCCAGACGGGAGCCAGAGUCAGCCUCGGGGCUGAUGGAUCUGAGGCCAUCACUGGUCUAACAGUCGAUCAGUAUGGCAUGCUGUAUAAGGUGGCUGUGCCACCUGCCACCUUCUCACCAACUGGCCUCCCAUCUGUUGUGAACAUGAGUCCCUUACCCCCCACGUUUAAUGUAGCAUCUUCACUGAUUCAACAUCCAGGAAUCCACUAUCCCCCAGUCCACUAUGCUCAGCUCCCAUCCACCUCACUGCAGUUUAUUGGGUCUCCUUAUAGCCUUCCUUAUGCUGUGCCACCUAAUUUCCUACCUAGUCCCCUCCUUUCUCCUUCUGCCAACAUUGCCACUACUCACCUUCCACACUUUGUGCCAUAUGCCUCACUCCUAGCCGAGGAAGCUACCCCUCCCCCCCAGGCUGCAUCCCCAGCCUCUUCUGCCACCUCCCCACCCGGCCACUUGCCACAUCACUCGAACGCUCAACCACUGGAUCUUGCUCCAGGCCGGAUGCCCAUUUAUUAUCAAAUGUCUAGGCUACCUGCUGGAUAUACCUUGCAUGAAACUCCAACAGCAGGUGCCAGCCCCGUUCUUACCCCUCAGGAGGGCCAGUCUGCUCUCGAAGCAGCUGCUGCCAAUGGACAGAGACAGCGAGAGCGAAAUGUAGUAAGACGAGAAAGUGAAGCCCUUGAUUCCACCAGCAGCAAGGGUGAAGGUCAAGGACUGGUGCCGGUGGGAGAAGGCAUGGUGGACGGACAGUUGUUUUCAGGUUCUCAGACUCCACGAGUGGAGGUGGCGGCGCCAGCGCACCGAGGGACCCCAGACACCGACCUUGAGGUCCAGCGGGUAGUUGGCACUUUAGCUUCUCAGGACUAUCGUGUGGUGGCAGCUCAGAGGAAAGAGGAAGCCAGCCCUCUUAACCUAUCCCAUCAUACCCUUGACCAUCAGGGUGAGGGACGAGGGUCAGCCAGGAAUCCUACAGAACUGGUGGAGAAAAAUCAGGCCCGUGUGUUCUACCCUCAGUCCCAUCAGGAACCAGUAAAACACAGACCUUUACCCAAAGCAAUGGUUGUAGCCAAUGGCAACCUGGUGCCCACUGGAACUGACCCUAGCCUGCUGCCUGUAGGCUCGGAGAUCCUGGUGGCAUCAAGUCUGGACAUGCAGGCCAGAGCCACCUUCCCAGACAAGGAGCCAACACCACCUCCCGUUACCUCCUCCCACUUGCCCUCCCAUUUCAUGAAAGGCGCCAUCAUUCAGCUAGCUACAGGAGAGCUGAAGCGGGUAGAGGACCUCCAAACCCAGGAUUUUGUGCGCAGUGCCGAAGUGAGUGGGGGGCUGAAGAUUGACUCUAGCACAGUUGUGGACAUUCAGGAGAGCCAGUGGCCUGGAUUUGUUAUGCUGCAUUUUGUGGUUGGUGAACAGCAGAGCAAAGUGAGCAUUGAGGUGCCUCCCGAGCACCCCUUUUUUGUAUAUGGCCAGGGUUGGUCCUCCUGCAGCCCUGGACGGACUGCACAGCUCUUCUCUCUGCCCUGUCAUCGGCUACAGGUGGGAGAUGUCUGCAUCUCUAUCAGUUUACAGAGCCUGAACAGUAACUCAGUUUCUCAGGCCAGCUGUGCUCCCCCAGGCCAGCUGGCUAUACCCCGAGAAAGGCCUGAGAGGACAGUCUUGGGGCCCAGAGAACUAUGUGACAGCGAGGGGAAGAUCCAACCUUCAGGAGAGGGUUCCCGGGUGGGAGAGCCCUCCCAGCCUGAGCCAGGUGCUCAGGCCUGCUGGCCAGCCCCAAGCUUCCAAAGAUACAGCGUGCAAGGGGAGGAGGCACGGGCUGCGCUGCUCCGUCCCUCUUUCAUUCCACAGGAGGUAAAGCUGUCCAUCGAAGGGCGUUCCAAUGCAGGAAAAUGAAUCUCUCUCAGCCCAGGACUGGGGCUUUAUCCCCAGAGGUGAGCCUCACCGUGAGCAGCCAGAGGAUUUGCACAUGCCAAGCAGAGAAUCGUUCUCUUGGCAGUGAGAUUUGAGGCAAAUAGGAGGCAUGAAGAUAGCCUCCCAAAGCAGGAUCUGUUGCUCAUUAAUUACCCCAUGGUAUCCUUUCAGGACAGCCCUAGGGGAUGCUGAGAUGGGGGAAUAGCAGGCUUGGAGCAAGAAAGGGCAGGAGUGCACAUAGGAUAAGAAACAUUCCAAAAUCAGGGCCUCCCUGUUUUUUCCUACUCAGUCCUGGCUCCUGCAAGGGGAAGUACAGGCUUUGGGAGCAGGUGGCAGAGGGAGCAAAGAAAGAGCCAAAAAUGAUCCACAGCUUCUAGUAGCAGUAAGACUGUUUCUUUCUUCUUUCCUCCCCGUCCCUUUCUUGUGGUGGGAGGGCAGGAGGCCCAAUGGUUGAAAAUGAGAAGAUUCCCACCCAGAACUCUUCUUGUAAGAGACGUGCACUUUAAAGGGUGACUUUGUUACAGAUGUUUAUGGCUGGGGUUGGGGUUGGGGAGCACCAUGAUCUACAGAACUCUGCUUGACCCUUUGCUUCUGCCAUUGCCAUCUCACCCCCCAUUCCUCUGUAAGGCUUUCUAGCAGUUUAGGGGCCAAGAGAGAGAGGAGAAAUCCCUUCAGGGCUGAGAAUGAAGGACUGCCUUGCCAGGGACCCAGUUGGGGGCUUUGGGGAAAGACUUGACUGCUAGAUGAUGGGCCCUAGGCGGGGCUUUUGAAAGGUGGCUGACCCAGCAAAACCCCCACUCCAUAUGUCAGGCCUGCUUUGCCAUUUCCCUGAGUCUCUAGUAGUGAUUUUGGAAAGACCUGGAGGACCUUUUCCUCUAGGCACCCACACUCCUCCAUUGUCCGUCUAUGUUGUGCCUAAGUGCCUGCGCUGCCCCCACCCUUCUGCUGCCCUGACCUCUGCAUGGUGUCUUGAUCUGGGCCUCACGUGUAGCUGCACUGCCUUUGUCCACUAAGACCUCUAGUUUGGGGUGUAUAAGGGCCUCUGGUUUCCCUAUCGGCUGUAAUUUUUAUAUUUAGAAACUCAAUCAUGGCCUCUUUCACUGGCAGCACUGUAGUGGAGAAACAAAGAAGAAACCAUGCCCUAAGCUGAGCAUUUCCAUUCUGGUGGUUUUACUUGGCCCCUCCCAUCUCAAUCCAUUGCCUCUCAGCAUUUUGGCAUCUCCACACUGCCCUUCUUCCACUGUCAGCUCUGGAAGUCUAGGAUAGCCCUUGUAACAGCUUAGCGGAUGUUUCCUUGUGUGGUGGGGGUUCUUCUACAAAGAGUAUUUUCUGUCUUGGUUGUGUUUGCUGCCAUCCCCCCUUAAACCCACAUCUCACUUUCAACUUGUAGUGUCAGCUUGGACUGUAGAAUUCUACUGGGUAUUAAGAUGUAGACUCCCCCACCAACUUUCAGGUGGUUGAGUAUUUUUUGUGUGGAUUUUUUUUUUAAAGGGGGAGUGUGUGGUUCUUUAGACUCUUGAAGGCAACUCAGGGUAUUGUCCACCCAGCUCUCUAGUUAGACUUCUCCUAGAGUAUAUGAUUGUGGCAUUUCCUUCAUAGAUAGACUUGGAGCGGUCAAGACAUGGCCUGUCAUCAGGAGUCCCACACUUCUGAGGUAUGAGCAAAACUUAAGGCAAGUCUUGUGAUCUCUCACUCUUUCACUUCCUCCCCAGCUGCCAAAUGGGGAUAAAUAAUCUUACCUACCUCCUGGGGGGAGGGGAAGUUCUGAGAAUGGAGUCAUUCUUGGUGUUCAGGUGCUAAAGGUUCUCUUCGGGAAUAGAGUGACAGAAGCUGGCUGGCGGGCCACAGGCCCUACAUUUUCUUUCGGACCUUGAGAGCAGAUAACCUGGUCAGCGAGCUUUUAGGAGAACAUCCAAAGGAAGCUGCUUAACUUCAGCUGACAAGUCCUUAAGGCUGGGAGUUUUGUCAGAGUCAGACACCAACCUUGUGCUGUGGUGGAGAUCACAUUCUUUCCCCUCUCUUGCCCCCAUUCCCUGAUUGCUGCUUCUCUGGCUUAUUUCCUACAGUGGGGGCCUGUGGGGUUGAGUCUUGAGGAAUUCUCUCAAAUGAGAGCUGUAGGAGAAGGCCUCCUCUCUGAUUGUUUCGUGAGCAACUCAUUCCUAGGGAUUAAUGUCUGCAUGGAUUUCUUGAAAGCCCCCUUUCUCACACGAAGGUUUAUCUGGGAAUUUAGUGACAUGCACUGUAGAUGCUCAAGAAAUGUCUCCCAAGGAUACCACUGAGCUGCUUCCUAACGGGGCCAACGUGCAUCUGGUUGUAGUGGAAGUCAAGUCUCUCUACUCAGACUAGUUGUAGCUCUCUAGCCUGGUAAUGCCCGCUGGAUCCUGGAAAAAGGAAUUGUUGAAGACUGCCAAGUUGGGCCCUGACCUUUCUGCUGUGGUUCCUUUUUUAUCCCUGUCUGAUAAAAGUAAUAACAGCAACUCCCUCAAUAUGGUGCCGUGCAUUCGUAACACGCUUUUGCUGAGCUGAGGGCCCCCUUUCCUGAAGUGUGCACCCCUAGAAAAGAAUGCUUGUCAGAGCUGUGGCAGUGCUUACCCUAAGUGUGUAAGAGACAUGAGUGGUUUUUAGAGUGAGCAUUUCAGUGGUUAGCUGUCAGCUUUUGGGGACUGGGCAGUUGACAAAGAUCAGCCUGUUCCCAGUCAGUGAUAGGACAUUCCCAGACCUUGGAGAAAGUACCGAAACUGAACGGAAAUACAGAUGUCAAUUUAGAAGAAGGGAAACUUGGUAAAGGAUGUUUGGUAAUCUAAGAUCAUCCUUAUCAAGAUAGUGGGGAAGGGGCUUGGGCCCUCAGAGGUGAGGGAGGAGCCUGAGAAGAGCUAGACUGACCCCACUUUACACUUAGGGUCCCAUUUGGUCCUAACACCAUGGGCUUUGCUCCGUGCUGCUCUGGUCACUGCUAUUGUCUGCUCACUGUCCUGCCUGUUGCCCAUUUAGCUCCUGUCCUUCUUGUCUUUGGCCAUGUAGACUAAGCUCAGACAACCUGUCCAUUCUAACCUGUGUUCUACCAGUGUUUCUGCGCAGCACAGUCAUGUUAGACAGGGAUGGCUGCGUGCUGUUGAUGGGCUAGUAGAUCUGGAAGGAUGCGGUUUCGUGCUGUCAGAAGCCCGUCGGUCCUACUAGAGACUGUCUUUUCUCUCUUAUGGUACUUUGUAGCAUGUUUCAAGACGAGAACCAACCACGUUAGGAUGCCAGGAUCCUAAUGGCAUUCCUCUAGCCCCAUGUUCUGGGGUUGAGAAAGAGUUUGAAGUUUGGCUGAAAUAGCUCUUCCAUUUGGGUUUAAUUUUCUUUUUGCCAGUGGGUAUCCUAGGCAUUUUAAGAGACGAACAGGAUGGUGGCAUGAUUUAAACCUGCAUUAGAGUAGGCAUAUUGAGUGGUUACACUGGCACAAGCUGAAGGACAUUGGGGAAGGCUGGCCUUUGGAGUAAAGAUAACCAGAUUCAUUGAAUUGGCCAUGGGAGAUUAGGCCAAGUCCUAGAAGCAAACAGGACAGAGGCCAAGUUUUAGAGAGGUGUGUUGACCUCCUAGGAUUAAGUUUACUAAACUACACUGAAGCUAUAGUACUUUCUAGAUCAGAAAAGUUGUACACUACAGUUGAGCUGAAUUCUACUAUAGAUGGAUGUUAGCCUUUGCUUGGAAGCCUUCACCUUCUAGCUUCCCCAGGGUUGGAAAGUCUCCCACAUUAUGCAAUAAUAAAAUAAGCAUCUGGGUCUUUGCAGCUGUCAGUUUUUUUCAACUCUAGGAUCAAUCUUUGGACCUAAAGCCUGGUCUGGGCCUAGGAGGAUAUUGGCCCUUGAUUCUAGAGUUGGUUGCAUUCUCUCCUUACCUGCAGACUAUGCACAGUUCCUGGGACAGAGGGAGAAGUGGUAUGGCUUGCCCUGUUGAGCCUCCUCAACAGGAAUAAUAGUAAUAAAUGCACUUUUCACAUUAAAGGUUUCUUUAUAAGUUCUCCUGUUAAGCCUAGGCUCUUCCCCUAGUAGGUUGCAAAUUCAACAUUCUGUGUGAUCCCAAAGCCAUCCACUGCAAACGCUUAGCAGUAAAGAUGGCCCCAGACUGGGUUCCUGUCUGCAAUGUGUGUGGCAGCAGCCCAUGUGCCUUUACCUAAUGUCAGACUUGGAAGCGUUUAGUCUGUCUUUAUGUUAGGGGGUCUUAGGUACUUCAGAGAGAGAGAGAGAGAGUGAGAACAGAUAACACAGUGGUUUUAUGCCCACCUCACCCCCUGCCAGGGACUUUGUGUGUAGUUGUAAACUGUGAGGUUUGGUGAGCUGCUGAUAAUUGCUGAAGGCAGGGUGGACCCCUCGUUUGCUUCAUGUGUGCACUCAGUGAAUCAGAAUGGGGAAGAGACUGACCGUACUCAUGGCUAACUUGAAGUAUUAAAAUACGGCUGUCCUCUACACACUUCCUAGUCACACAGGAUCCCUGUAGCCAAAACAGUAUAUGUUCCAGCUGCAGAGAGCAGACUGCUCUCAGCUUGCACAGCACCUUAGGGGAGGGAAGAAUAUAUGGAUAGGUGAUAGGGGUGGAGAACAGAUGGGGAUUUUGUCAUCCAGGUGGCUUUAGGGUCCUAAGGAAUAGAGAAGGAUGGCACUGGGGAAGUCUGGAUGGAUCUGAUUCAUGUAGGAGUUCCCUGUAGAUAAAUUACUGAUCCCCCAACCACUAUCCCCAGUAUGUAAUGGCUGAAUUAAUAUGUAAUCAACUGCAUUGUAUCUAAAGCCUUAGAACUAGUCAGGUGCUCCUCCCACCCAAUACCAUUUCUUACCCUCUAAUCCUACCUGAUCUUUAACAAAGCAUUAAUAAUUCUAAGGAUAAUCUCUAUUUUGUUGUGCUUUUUUGUAACUGUUUUAAAUAAAUCAAUUUGUACUGUAUAUUUGUACUUUUGUGAGAUCCUUUUUGCUGUUUUACCAUUUUAAGUCUCUGUACUUGGCUACACACAGAUUGUAUUUUUAUUGUUAAUGCUCUUCUUAUGGAUACCUGCAUUUAACUUGUGGACUAUGUAAACACAAUAUAUAUCAAUAUCUAUAUAUCUAUAUAUCGAUCUAUAUAAACUA
This is a messenger RNA of Onychomys torridus (southern grasshopper mouse), 7463 nucleotides long. It is a transcript of the gene Atxn1l, whose product is annotated as ataxin 1 like. Gene Ontology annotation, molecular function: protein binding; RNA binding. Bases 295 to 2343 code for a protein of 682 amino acids. Gene Ontology annotation, biological process: anatomical structure development; regulation of DNA-templated transcription. Gene Ontology annotation, cellular component: nucleus. The transcript has 3 exons. The record is from RefSeq and is a predicted model, not a curated record. NCBI's taxonomy places the organism in Eukaryota, Metazoa, Chordata, Mammalia, Rodentia, Cricetidae.